Molecule: messenger RNA, 1416 nt
Organism: Penicillium arizonense
Lineage: Eukaryota; Fungi; Ascomycota; Eurotiomycetes; Eurotiales; Aspergillaceae
Product: putative RNA 3'-terminal phosphate cyclase
Exons: 1
Coding region: 1-1416 (471 amino acids)
Biological process (GO): RNA processing
Cellular component (GO): nucleus
Molecular function (GO): RNA-3'-phosphate cyclase activity
Source: RefSeq, a predicted model, not a curated record
AUGUCGCAACCCCGAGCAACUACGAAGUCAGAUCACGUUAACUUGAACGGGCGAACCCUAGAAGGAGGCGGCCAGCUGGUCCGCAUUGCCCUCGCACUGUCAACCUUGACCAGUCAGCCAGUCAACAUCGAUCAUGUUCGCGGAAAUCGCCAGGGAAAGAAGGGAUUGAAAGGAUCCCAUGUCGCAGCCGUCAAGUUGCUGGGCGAGAUCAGUGACAGCAAAGUGUCUGGCAAUGAGAUCGGCUCCGAGUUCUUGAACUUUUUCCCGCAGCACUCGAAAUCAAACAACGGACCUUUGGUGGAUCUAUCGCAAGUUGAGGUGCAGACUGAAUACAAUAUUCGCCUCCCGACAGCUGGUGCCAUCUUUCUUGUGUUCCAGGCUCUCUAUCCAUACCUACUUCACGUCGGAGCAAAGGCAGCUGCUCCAUUCAUCACAGUCAGCAUCACGGGUGGAACAAAUGCAUCUUUCUCUCCGUCAUACGACUACGCCUCACAAGUCCUUGUACCAAAUUUCGCUAAACUUGGACUACCCCCUCUUUUCAUUCUCCUUCACAAGCGUGGCUGGUCAUCAGGGCCGGUUGAGCUAGGCUCAAUACAAUUCCUCAUCCAUCCACUUGGACAUCAAGAUAAUUCAGAUGAAGCGAGGACAGGUUCACAAUCCGCAAUCUCUGGGUUUCCACGGAUCAAUCUCAUGGACCACAAGCGUGGGGGAAUUACGAAAAUUGAUAUUACGGUACUGGCACCAGAUUCACCACCUAUCAAUGCGGGUGCACUGGGAGAGGGUGGAAGCACUGCCCGUCAGUAUAUUGAGCAAGUCACCCAAAAGACCCUGCGUCGUGCACUGAAAAAGUUGAACCCGUCUACGUUUGCGAAGCCCUCGACUUCGAAAUCCGAAGGGGAUGACAUUGCUAGAGAUGUUGCCGAUGACAUACCAAUUCCUAUUGAGAUCCACACCUCGGAAGCUACAAGCCACCGCAGUCAUGUAUAUAUCCUCCUUGUGGCCCAUACCUCCUCGGGCUUCAGGAUAGGGCAUGAUGCUCUGGGCAGUUUACCGAAAGAUCCGUUCGACCAAGGGAGCAAACCAAAGCACAAAGGGAAGCAAAAAGCACGGUCAGAUUCUCGUUCUCGACAUGAGUCAGAUGCUUAUGGGAUUAAGAGCCUGGUUGGCCGAUGUGUGGACGGGUUCAUUGAAGAGAUCUCGAACGAGAGUCCAAAUACAGAUGACACAGGCCCUCCUGGAAGUGAACCAUGUCUAGAUCGACACAUGCGAGAUCAAAUAGUCAUUUUUGAGGAAUUAGGGAAGGCAUGCCACCCCGAAGUUGAGGGAGCCAACGAAGCCCUAGAAGACAAGCGAGAAUGGACCCUGCAUACGAAGACAGCAGAGUGGGUAUGCCGGCAGAUGCUAGGAAAUGGGUGA